GCGUUUUUUCCUCGCUCGUUGACAGAUUCCACUCUGUCAAACAGGUCGAGCAAAUUGCUGAUGCAACACUGAAAUCCAGUGAUUUUGUGAAUAUUCCGGUGAAUUUCGGUGAUUUUCGGUGCAAAUAGUUGAUUUUCCAAUCGUCCAACCAUGGCCGAAGAUGAUGCGAUAUUCGACCCUUCCUUGAUGAAGAAAAAGAAGAAGAAGAAGACUUCCUUCGAUCUGGAGGGACUCGGCGGAGACGAGGCCGGUGAGGUGGAGCAGCCGGAGGCGGGCUCGAACGCACCGGAAGCGGCCGGCGACGAUGGCGCGGGCGGUGCCGAACUGGACGGCGACCUGGAUCUGGAAAGCUUCGGCAAGAAGAAGAAAAAGAAGAAGAAGCCCUUCAACAUGGAAGAUCUGGACAGUGCGCUGGGGGAGGAAGGGGCCGGCGAGGGUGGCGCCAAGGAUAAGGAAGCGGACGAUGGCGAGGGUGGUGGCGGGGGUUUUGGUGGGGACGACGGCUUUGACGACGACAUGAAGAUUGACUUUAGCGUCAAGAAGAAGAAGAAGCAAAAGAAGAAGCUGAGCGAGCUGAUGGAAGCGGAGGAAGCGGCCCGGGAGGAGGAGAAGGAGAAUGGCCUUACGGAUAUCGACGGAGUCGUCACGGAAUUCGUCGAGCACAGCACGACGUGGGCGGGCUCCGAUCGGGACUACACGUACGACGAGCUGCUCCAGCGGGUGUUCGAGAUCAUCCUGGACAAGAACCCGGACAUGGCGGCCGGCCGGAAGCCCAAGUUUGUGAUGCGACCGCCCCAGGUGCUGCGCGUAGGAACGAAGAAGACGUCGUUUGCCAACUUUACCGAAAUCUGCAAAACGCUGCAUCGACAGCCGAAGCACUUGCUGGACUUUUUGCUCGCCGAGUUGGGCACGAGCGGUUCCGUCGACGGCAACUCCCAGCUCAUCAUCAAGGGCCGCUUCCAGCCGAAGCAGAUCGAGAACGUGCUGCGGCGGUACAUCAAGGAGUACGUGACGUGCCACACCUGCCGCUCGCCCGAAACCAUCCUCCAGAAGGACACCCGGCUGUUCUUCCUGCAGUGCGAGUCGUGCGGGUCGCGAUGCUCGGUCGCUAGUAUUAAGUCCGGUUUCCAGGCCGUCACCAGCAAGCGUGCCGCCAUCCGUGCGAAGACGGCUUAAGUGGUUUGUGUUUAUUUUUCUGUUUUUCUUUUUCGAUUCCACAAGGCACUUCUUGGCAGUGCUCUUUUCUCUCUGUCCACUUGGAAAAAUAAAAAAAAAAAACGACGCAGUUUGUCGAACAGUUUAUUCGUAACCAAUUUUUUUUAGUUGAGAGUGGCACACGUUCGUGUAGAUUGGAUUAAAGCUUAGAACACUCAAUUUUACAAUCCUUCAACGAGCAUAAUAUAAAACACAAUAAAUGAGCACAUUCAGUCUUAUCUAUAACAA
Messenger RNA from Culex quinquefasciatus (southern house mosquito), 1443 nucleotides. It is a transcript of the gene eIF2beta, whose product is annotated as eukaryotic translation initiation factor 2 subunit 2. Bases 151 to 1176 code for a protein of 341 amino acids. The transcript has 4 exons. Gene Ontology annotation, molecular function: translation initiation factor activity; translation initiation factor binding; mRNA binding. Gene Ontology annotation, biological process: formation of translation preinitiation complex; translational initiation; formation of cytoplasmic translation initiation complex. NCBI's taxonomy places the organism in Eukaryota, Metazoa, Arthropoda, Insecta, Diptera, Culicidae. Gene Ontology annotation, cellular component: eukaryotic translation initiation factor 2 complex. The record is from RefSeq and is a predicted model, not a curated record.